Hydractinia symbiolongicarpus is the source of this 4935-nucleotide messenger RNA. RefSeq lists its product as uncharacterized. Lineage: Eukaryota; Metazoa; Cnidaria; Hydrozoa; Anthoathecata; Hydractiniidae. Gene Ontology annotation, molecular function: nucleic acid binding; zinc ion binding. The transcript is spliced from 15 exons. Bases 1686 to 4169 code for a protein of 827 amino acids. The record is from RefSeq and is a predicted model, not a curated record.
UAAUAAUAAUAAUAAUAAUAAUAAUAAUAAUAAUAAUAAUAACCCUAUAAUAACUGUUUAUUGCCCGAGCUUGUGAGGGCAAUAUGUGACAGAGAGCAAUAUUCUAAGGUAUUGCACGAAGUAAACAGUUAUGACAAGGAUUAUUAUCCGGGUACUGUAUUUUAUGAUAAAAAAUAUAACAUUAUAAGCAGGACGUAGAAACCAUGUCUUUAUAGAAACUAUUCCCAUAUGGAACAUACGUUCGAACCACCAAUAUGUUUUUUUUAAAAUCGAAUAUCGUGUAAACAUCACAUUUUUUUGUUGUAGCUGCAACAUAGAAUUCUUGAAAACAUAAAAUAAGUUUCACUUAUUUUUCGCGUUUUGUUUACUUUUUUCCGUGUUAAUGCUACCAUAUUUAAGCUUUAAACAUGGUUGCUAUGGUAGCGGGCAAUACCGUGGAAUAUUGCCCGCUAUGACAUAAGCUCUAACCAAUCACAUUACGCGAUAUUCAGAAAUAUUGGAUGCCGCCCUUUUACCCAGGUAAUAAGGGGUAAUACUAAACGGUGCAAUCACAACCCUAAACCAGCCCAAGACCCCAAUUAGCCCCAUGACCCUAACUACCCCUAAAUAACCCUUAAUUAGCCACCCAGUGACCUCCAAUCAUUUUCAAUACCUCCUUUAAAAAGUUACACAAUCAAUGAUCAUAACUAGUCCUAGAGUGAUUUUUUUCCUGAUGGAAACCGGUCUUUGACAGCAAUAAAUGAAUAAAAAGACUGUAUAAAACGAGGAAAGAUGUGAAAGGCACUAUUAACUCUUAUCAGGCCUAUCAAUAAGGGGAAAGGGAUUACUCUUGCUCACGCAAAGUCUCGUCCUAUUCUAAAAAACAAGAAACUAGCUGAGCCAUAAAUUGCUCCCCCAAUAUACCUUUAUAAUAAUUUGGGAAAACUAACAUUAAGAGUUAGUGUUAGUUAAACUAAGAGCUUAUUAAGAAGAUUUCAUAUAGCUUUUCUUGCCGCAUUUUGUUUUUAAUGAAAAGUACAAGUUGUAUUUUAUUAUUAUUAACGUUUCCUGAAAAUUUGAAAGAAAUUGAUACAAAGGAAGUUAAAAAAAUUAAGAAAACACACUUUCCUCUCUAACAAACUCUUAUAAAAAACAUAUUUUUUACAUCCUUUCUUCCGAUAUUGUAAACGAUGGAGAGCCAUAGGAACGCAUGUACAAUUGAAGUAUCAUAAAGGUGUAUUUCACAAAAUUUUGUCUGGAUGAGCAAUAUCAAUUCAUCUCACAAGAAAAACAAUGUUAUCUUUUUUAUUAUUUGUAUUAAAAAAACUACAAUAUAUAAAAAGACAAGAUAAAAUAGAUAAAAAAGAUUUUAUAAUAAAAUAUUCAUUUAUAAACUUAUUCUAUUUAUUCAGAUUGCUCGCCCAGUCUAACUUUGGGGGAGCGACUUAUUGCUUGAUGUUGUUUUCUUAUUGAUAGGCUUGUUUUAUAUUUGUUUAAUUAUUGUAAAAAUGUUAAUAUUGAAUUCGUUUCAUAAAAGCGGAAAAUGGGAAUAAUGUAAAUAUCAGUUUUUUUCAGAUUCAGAUUUCCGUCUUGGUCGGACAAUUUUAGAUCUCAGAAUUAUUUAAUAGUGCUAGUCCUUUUAAUCCACGAGCAAGCCUAUUCAUAGCCAACCUGACCAUCCUAGCUAAUUCACCGACUCCUGUAAAAUGACUCAAGAUAUUGAAGAUUCUGAUGACCUGCUGGCAUAUGAAAAUGAAAUUUACAAUGAAGACCACUCCAAUGAAAGUGACGACAACAGUGAUAUAGAAGAUAUUUUAUAUGGACAAGCACAUUAUGCUUUGCACUUAAAUACUGAUGCCAAGGUGAGCACUGAUGAUGAUGCGAACAAAUCUGAAGCAAACGAAACUUUUCCAGAAUUACUUAUACCUGAUACAACCAAUAUUAUUUUGGGUACUGAUGUUGCUUUAACAAAAACGAAAAAACUUCAAGCUGUCAUAGGUGAGGAUGGUGAACAAUGGGAUGUUGAUGAUGCUGAUUUACAUCUACCAUCUGGUCGUCGAAAAUCCGCUCCACGUUAUUAUGUUGGAGAAAAGCUACCUAACAUUUAUUGCUACAAUUGCAACAAGAAAGGUCAUCUAGGUAGAGAUUGUAAUGACGUCAAGAAAAAGCCAACCUGUUACCUUUGUGGACGAAUUGGUCAUUUGCGUCACGCAUGUCCGAAUGACAUCUGUUAUAAUUGUAUGGAUAUUGGUCAUAUAUCAAAAGAUUGUCCUGAACCACACGCAAAACCAUUUCACAAAAAGUAUUGUCAUCGAUGUGACACUCGCGGUCACGAUAAAAAGUCUUGCACAGAAAUCUGGAGACAAUACCAUGCAACUGUUAUUGAUCACACUGUAACCAUACCUGAACAACCCUACCGAGAAAAUAAAAGAAUAUUUUGUUACAACUGUGCAUCUAAAAAUCAUUUUGGUGAGGAAUGUGCUGAAGCAAGGUACUCAAAAAGACCAGUGUUUUCGCAGUUUGUUGUUAACUAUAAGAUAUGCGAAGACGUUAAACGAGAAGACUGCAAGAUAGACAAGGAGAAUUCUCAACACACCAAAAAGACAAAAACAAAAAUAGUCAAAGAGAGGGAAGUCAAAAAUAACAGCAACAAAAAUAAAACAAAGGAAAAAACCCACGACAAACCAAAUGUUAAAUUAAAAGAAAAAAAAACAUCUACAGAGAAAGAGAGUGCUCCGGAGGAUAGUGAAUUGCCUAAAACAAAGAAGAGUUCUUCAAAGACUAGUAAGAAAGGAAAAAAGGAAAAAAAUCCGAAAAACUUUUCUUAUGAAGAGGACUCUACGAAAGACAGUAGUUUAAAAAAGGAAAAGAAAAGCAACAAGUUAAAAAACGAGACUAGUUUGAAAGAAAAGUCUGUAAAAAAUAAAAGAAAGUCAGAAAACGCAUUACAUAAAGAUGAAAAUGAACAUGACGAAAUGAAUUUAGUAGUUGUUGAUGAGUGGGAGGUUUCAAAAGCAGAAAAAAAUAAAAACGAAUUAGACUCAAACAGUAGUAAGCGAGGUAAAACGCUUAAACCAAUCAAAAACUUUAUUCAUACUAUAAAAGAAAAAACUGGUCUAAAGAGAAAAGUUAACUGGUCCAUGUUGAAUGAAUUAAAUAUAAAUGAAGACGAAGAGAAUGGAAAUAAAAGAAAAAAGAAGAAAGUUGAAUUAGAAAAAAAGAACACAACAAAUAAUAAAGGUCUUAUUUCCUUAUCCAGUGAAAAAACAUCAACAGAAAAAAACAUCACAAAAACUGUAACUGCAACCGACACAUCAAGUCAAAGUAAUGACGUAACAUCGAGUCAAAGUAAUCACGUAACAUCGAGUCAAAGUAAUGACGUAACAGCGAAAAGUGAUUUUGUUAAUAAUCUUGAUUAUAUACCUUUUGUAUUUUCUUCGGCGAGUGUGAAAACAAUAGUAAAAAAUUAUGAAGCUGAAAAGACAAAAUAUAAGAAAAAUUCAAUAAAAUUAAAAAAAAAGAAAAAGAGUAAGAAACCAACACGAGAAUAUGAUCUGGAUUAUGUUGCAUUAAAUAAUCUUCAGCGUAUACUCAGCGACUCAGAAGACGAACAUUGUGAUCCGCAAACAAAGUUGGCCAGUUUACGUUCAUCUCCAGAUAUUAACAUCAAUAGCUUUGAUGAUUUUGAUCAUGAAAACGAUGUUGCAGUAGAAUUGGAACCUAAAUUGGAACCUAGUGAUGCGAGGAAUUUGAUUAAUCAAGAACGGAUUAAUCACAAUCAAAAAUAUGAUUAUACACGCUACGAUCCAAAUUCCAUCGAGCAAGAAGGUUUGUCUGUGUAUGGUAUUAUCAGCGCGACACGCCCACCACCCCGUAAAGCGACGCAUAAAUAUAACAGAGAGGAGGAUAUGUUAGCUGGUAAUGAUGUCAGAUUGGUGCAAGUUAUUGGGAAAAAAACAUGGAAUCGAAAUGAAAAAAAGAACCUAAGAUCAGCUGCUACGCUGGAAAGAAGAAAAAAACGAAAUAUGAAAAGAAAGGAAACUAAACUGAAGAAAAGAGAUCAAUUUUGGGAAAAUGGGGUCAAAAACAAAAACAAUCAUCACAAAGUUAACAAAAAGUAUAAAUUUCAGAAAUCUUUAACUACGAUUCCAGAUCGAGGCUUCAAAUUAAAUCAUACAGAUUGGUUUUGAAGUUACCAUUCCUGUGUUUUAACUGAUAUAAAAUGUAUUUAUUUCUAAGUCAUUUAAUUCGUAAAUUUUUGCCAUGGCUUGUAAUUCUGGCGAUAAACCUGACUUUUACGGCAAAAGGAGUCAUCUUCUCGGCGCUUACUAAGCCAACUCCAAGCUAACGUAUGUCUUAUUCAAAACAUUUUUUCGAAAAUUGGCGAGCUUUUAGGAACUCAUCUCUUUACGCUUCUUUGCUAAAAUAAUGCUAUAUUAAUGUUAAUGAGAAAUACGUUUGCAUUACAGCUUUAGGAAAAGGUUCAUCGAUGCGUGACUACUGCUAAGGGGUGCUGUAUUGUGAACUGAUGUUUUGAAGUGACGAAAAACACAAGUUACUGGGUUAGAACAAAACAUUCGCAAAAUGCUUGGAUUUUAAUUUCACGUGUGCAAAAAAAUCAUGUAAUGCAUAAGACAAACUCUCGCCAAUAAAGAAGUAUAAAAAAAAUCCUUUUUCUUUUAAAACGUAAUGCGACCAUUUGAGAAACUGUAGGAAAUAAACUGUCGUGAAUGUGAAAUAUUUAACAAGAAGAAAUCUCAACGAAUAAUGUUUUUCAAAAUUUCUAUUAGCAUAAACGCGAAUAUUUGUGUCCGCGGAAAUUAUACCCUUAAAUUGGUAUACGGAGCGGUAGAAAAUAUUAUUUAAAUUUUUGAAGCCCGCUUAGAAUAAAUUUUGAGAAUAUGUAUUUUUGAAUUUUUAAUCUUUAUAAAAAUAAUUUCGACUUUAUAAAAUGAA